AUGUCAUUAUUCAUUACUAUGAAUAAUAACGAAACCACUUUUAGCCAACAUAAUAAUAAUAAUAAUAAUAAUAACAAUACUGAGAUAUCAAAUGUUGUUGAUUUAGAUGUUGAAUCUCAACAACAAAACUCAUCGUCAGAUUAUUUAAAUAACGAUAAUUCAAUAUAUAUACCUGUUCAAAAUUUAAAGAGAAAAUAUACAACUAAUAAUACAGAUCAACAACAACAAAAUAAUAAUAAUCAUUUUAUUGGUAGAAAUACUACUAACAACAACAGCAGCAGUAAUAGUAGUAGUAAUACAAAUCGAUAUUCAUCAUCAAGAUAUACAAAUAGCAAUAACAGUAGAUCAUAUAAACAAAGGAAUCAAUCUCCUUUUAAAAAGAAACAACAACAGCAACAUUCAUCACAAGACAUAAACCUGUUUCAUUCACAACACUUUACAGUUCCAGAAUACACAAUGUCCAACAACAACGAUAAUAAUAAUAGCAACAUUAACAAUGAUGAAAAUGACAAUGACAAUGAAACUGUUUCUAACUUAAAUAACGAAAAUGAUAGUCAAAGUUAUAAUUCUACAAAUUUAUAUUAUACACCUAAAUCUAAACAAUCUUUUAUUGAUAUAUAUAAAAACAGUAAAGAUUCAAUUGAUUUGAGAGAGAGCAUCAAUAAUCUGAUAGAGAAUACUCAGAGUAAUUUGAAUCUUAAUAGUGAAGUGCCAACUUCUUCUUUGGUGUAUGAAAACGAAGAGAAUAUCAAUAACAAUCGAUCAUCAUAUCAACCAUACCGAUCUUUAGGUAGUCAACAACAACAACAACAACAACCAAGGUUAUCUUCAUCAUACAAUUUUAGUAGAUCAACACCUCCAACCACAAGAUAUCAAGAUAAUAAUAGUAAUAAUGAUAACUUCAUUUAUAGCUCUCCAAAUAGAUCUACUUCUACUACAUUAAUAACAUCACCAACAAAGACACCUUUGAAAUCAACAUUACAAAAUCAACUUCAGAAUGCUGAAGAUAAUAACAAUCAUCAAGAUACUCCAUUGAGUAUUGAUGAUUUAUAUACUUCUACAACAACAACUACUACUUCAACAUCACCAUCAUCCAAAUUAAAAUCAAUCAGCUAUUAUGAUAGUAAAUCAACUUCACUUAUGUCAAGUUUCAGACCAAAAUCAAUUGAAAUCAUUGAUAGUACUGAUAAUGAGAGAUUCUAUGAUAAGGUUAACAAAUCAAAGCAAGUGUCAAGAGAUGAAGACAUCACUUCGUUGCUCGAGAAGCUGCAGUCGAUCUCGCAGACACACAGUUGGAGUUUUAUUAAGCAGUUGGAGAAGAGAAUCGAAGAGCAAAAGAAACAGAAACCUGUGCUGAAACCACUGACUGCCGCCGAGGAGAAGACCAUUCAGGGUGUAUUGACCGAACGUAACGACAAUCUAUUGGCAGAGUUCAACUCGAUUACCAUCUACCGACGUGAUAUUAUCAAGUUGAAGCCAGGCGGUUGGUUGAACGACGAAAUCAUUAAUUUCUACAUGGAGCUGCUAAAGAAGCGACAGGAGGACAACAAGAACCGAUAUCUAAAUUGUCACUUCUUCAGUAGUUUCUUCUACCAAUUCCUCUGUAACAACAACAAUACCUACUCGUAUCAGCGUGUGAAGAAAUGGACAAAGGAUUUCGAUAUUUUCGCAAAACAAAAGGUUUGCAUUCCCGUUCAUUUGGGUGCUCAUUGGUGUUUGGCAGUUAUCAAUUUUGUCGACAAACGAUUCGAAUAUUAUGAUUCUCUACUCGGUGAUAAUUCUCAAUGUUUAACUAAACUAAGAAGAUACCUUGAAGAUGAAAUGAAUGAUAAAUCAAAAAAAGGCGUUAUCAAUCUAUCGGAGUUUACAGAUUAUACACCCAAAGACAUACCAGUACAACAGAAUGGAUAUGAUUGUGGUGUGUUCACCUGUAAGUUUGCAGAUUACACAGCAAGAGGUCUUCCACUCGACUUUACACAAAAAGAUAUUACACUAUCAAGAAAGAUAAUGAUUUUAGAAUGUAUAAAUAAAGACAUGUUAUCUUAA
Heterostelium album PN500 is the source of this 2046-nucleotide messenger RNA. Its product is annotated as sentrin/SUMO-specific protease. NCBI's taxonomy places the organism in Eukaryota, Evosea, Eumycetozoa, Acytosteliales, Acytosteliaceae. Gene Ontology annotation, molecular function: deSUMOylase activity. The record is from RefSeq and is a predicted model, not a curated record. Gene Ontology annotation, biological process: protein desumoylation. The transcript has 6 exons. Gene Ontology annotation, cellular component: nucleus. Bases 1 to 2046 code for a protein of 681 amino acids.